AUGUGGUCUUAUGUUUUUAAUAAUCGUGAGGAUUAUUGUAAGUAUUUUACUCAGAAAACCCCUGCUCUGACCUCUCCUGCUGAUGCUAUGCACUUUACGGGAUUCGAUUUCGCUGUGGAGGUCCAGAAUGAGGGUUUUAAUGUUUUCCUCUAUGGAACCAAGGAUGGCUGGUUCAAGUUCGGUAUGAGUUACACCUAUGCUCCUCCGGAGGUUUUCGACACCAACACAACCUCAUCAAGUUUCUUAUCUCCAAGCUUCAAUUUAUGGUCACUUGGCCUAACUUUGAAAGAAAUAUCCAAUCUCACAGGCGACAUUGAUCAUCGACUCACCCCUUCAAUUGAAAAAGUAUUUGGCGAUUUCCUUGAUGUGGUUCCGAAUGCUAGAAUCAAACCUGAAACCGCAUUGAUAUUACCCUACUUUGAGAAUGCAUCCUCCGGGACCAAAGAUCCAUACUCCCCCUCGUAUCUUUCUAAAUUUGUAGACGACAUCGCCGUUACUGUUAAUGUGAUCAACUAG
Oldenlandia corymbosa var. corymbosa is the source of this 516-nucleotide messenger RNA. Lineage: Eukaryota; Viridiplantae; Streptophyta; Magnoliopsida; Gentianales; Rubiaceae. The record is from the annotation of a GenBank genome assembly.